Messenger RNA from Encephalitozoon intestinalis ATCC 50506, 474 nucleotides. RefSeq names its product Gal4 DNA-binding enhancer-like protein. The record is from RefSeq and is a predicted model, not a curated record. NCBI's taxonomy places the organism in Eukaryota, Fungi, Microsporidia, Unikaryonidae. The transcript has a single exon. Bases 1 to 474 code for a protein of 157 amino acids.
AUGUCCAGGACACUCGCCCCCGACGAGCUGCACAUCCACAAAACUAUUGCAUCGAAGGUGGAUUUGGAAGAGAUGGAAAGUGUUGAAAGCGUGUCCGUCAUUGCAAUGAACAUGAGGCAUUCAAUUGUGAGUCCGGCGGUGUACAAGAUAAAAGGAACCGACUCUCUCCUUAUAUUUGGAAGCAUAGGGAAUUCAAUCGAUCUUCGUGAACUUCAGAAGAUGUAUGAAAACAGUGUUAAAAGUUCGGAGACAGAGGAGCAUGCUGGCCUUUAUAGCAGUAUCGGUGACAAUCUGCAGAAGGAGGAUGAGCAAAAACCUGAGGAAGUACCCGUCGAGGUUGACAACGAGCGGUUGUCCGAAGAGGAUAUAAAACUAAUAAGCCAACAAGUUAAGGCUUCGAGGAGCGAAAUAAUUAGGGCACUAGCCGAGUCUGAUUAUGAUGUUGUCAAUGCAAUGAUAAAGCUAACUAAAUAA